Molecule: messenger RNA, 755 nt
Organism: Glycine soja
Lineage: Eukaryota; Viridiplantae; Streptophyta; Magnoliopsida; Fabales; Fabaceae
Product: protein MIZU-KUSSEI 1-like
Exons: 1
Coding region: 17-751 (244 amino acids)
Biological process (GO): hydrotropism
Source: RefSeq, a predicted model, not a curated record
AAGAAGUUAGAUCUACAUGGCCAGUGGCGUGACUACAGUGGACUGCGAGAAACAGGUGAGAUCAUGGAGGCUGCUACGUUCUCUCAUGCAACUACUAAUCCCCACAUGCAACUGCGCCACCAUUAUAGAAGACGACCAAGAUCUAACAACAACAACAAACGAGACCCUCCGAAACACAAGAAGCAAAUAUUAUAAUUAUUAUACACCAUCGUCAUCAUCACUGAUGAGCUCCACCACCAAUAUCACAGGCACGAUCUUCGGAUACCGCAGAGGAAAGGUGAGCUUCUGCAUUCAGGCAAACGCCAACUCCAACAACCCAAUUCUCCUCCUGGAGUUGGCAGUUCCAACAGCCAUCUUGGCCAAGGAAAUGAGAGGAGCAACCCUCAGAAUCGCCCUAGAGAGCGGUCGUGGUGAUGGUGACGACGACGGCAAAGCAGACACACUUUUGUCGACGCCUUUGUGGACCAUGUACUGCAAUGGGAGGAAAGUGCGGUAUGCCGUUAAGCGGAGGCCCUCCAACACUGAUUUCGAGGCGCUGAGGUUGAUGGGUUCGGUAGUUGUCGGAACCGGGGUUAUGAAGUGCAAGGAGUUGGUGAGUUGGAAGAAAUUAGAAGAAGAUGAUCAACUAAUGUACCUUAGAGCGAGCUUUAAGAGGGUUCGUGGCUCAGACAACUGUGAAUCUUUCCACUUGAUUGAUCCAGAGGGAGACAUCGAUCAGGAGCUUAGUGUUUUCUUUUUUAGGUCCAGCUGACCUU